UCCAUAAAAAGUAUUAGACGACAUGUUGGACUGAAUUGACCUUUGAAAAUAUUGAGUCAUUUGAUUUAAUUUGAUUUCAUUCAGUCUUUCUUCAUUCUUCAACCAAUCUAUAUUCCCUCAACAAACACACCGCCCUCUUCUCCGGCCACCGUCUACGACGGAGCGCCGUUCUCGCCCUUAUUGUUUCUCAAAAGUCGGUGCUUGUGAAGCUUUUGGCAACCAUCCAUGGAUAAAGUCUUACACAAGCUCCGGAAUUUGGACGCAUACCCAAAAGUCAAUGAAGAUUUUUAUAACCGCACACUCACCGGAGGAGUCGUCACCGUCGUCUCCGCCGCCAUCAUGCUUUUCCUUUUCUUUUCUGAGCUAAGAUUAUAUCUCUACACUGUUACAGAGAGUAAGCUUUUGGUGGAUACUUCAAGGGGAGAAACCUUACACAUCAAUUUUGAUGUCACUUUUCCUGCUGUUCGAUGUUCAAUACUCAGUUUAGACACGAUGGAUAUUAGUGGCGAGCGACAUCAUGAUAUACUGCACAAUAUAAUGAAACAAAGAAUUGACGCUAAUGGUAAUGUGAUAGAAGCUAGGAAGGAGGGAAUCGGUGCACCAAAGAUUGAAAGGCCCUUACAGAAACAUGGUGGCAGACUUGAACAUGAUGAAGAAUAUUGUGGUUCAUGUUUUGGUGCAGAAGAGUCAGAUGACCAUUGUUGUAAUUCUUGUGAAGAAGUUCGCGAGGCAUAUAGAAAGAAGGGCUGGGCACUGACAAAUAUGGAUUUGAUCGAUCAGUGUCAAAGAGAGGGUUUUGUGCAGAAGGUAAAGGAUGAAGAAGGUGAAGGAUGCAAUAUCCAUGGAUCUCUUGAAGUGAAUAAAGUGGCCGGAAAUUUUCAUUUUGCUACUGGCCAAAGCUUUCUUCAGUCAGCUAUCUUUCUGGCUGACCUGCUUGCUUUGCAAGAUAAUCAUUAUAAUAUAAGCCAUCAGAUCAACAAAUUAAGUUUUGGUCACCAUUACCCUGGAUUGGUAAAUCCUCUUGAUGGGGUAAAAUGGUUCCAAGGAACUAGUCAUGGCAUGUACCAGUAUUUCAUAAAGGUGGUUCCUACAGUAUACACAGACAUUAGAGGCCGUGUUAUACAUUCGAAUCAGUAUUCCGUGACCGAGCAUUUCAAGAGUUCAGAAUUGGGCACCGCUGCAGUUCCCGGAGUUUUCUUCUUCUAUGACAUAUCUCCAAUAAAGGUCACCUUUAAAGAGGAACAUAUUCCAUUUUUACACUUCAUGACCAAUAUUUGUGCAAUUAUUGGAGGUAUAUUCACUGUUGCGGGAAUAGUAGAUUCAUCGAUAUACUAUGGCCAGAAAACAAUCAAGAAGAAGAUAGAAAUUGGCAAAUACAGAUAAUGGGAUCAGUUCAUACUAUCCUUCCUACAUGGGAUGCUUUAAUGUCUCAAUUGAGUCUGCUCAUGAUUUUUACUUGCUUUGCUGGUGUAUUGCGUAUCAUUCGUAAUGUGAUUGCAUACGCAUUACACAUAACGACGAUUAAACGAGCUGUAGAUUCAGUUGAUUUUUUAAAUGUAUUUUUUUGGAACUAGAAGAUCAGAGCCCUAGCCAUUUGCGUGAAUUUGAAGCUGAUAAGUUAGUUUCCAAAUAUUUUAGCCCCUUUUCUGUCUUCUCUAUUAAAUGUUCGCAAUUUAAAUAGAGUGAGUUAUUUGAUGAUUAAUAGAAGAAAAAAUCUGCAUUUUUCGGAAAUUUUA
Molecule: messenger RNA, 1736 nt
Organism: Cicer arietinum (chickpea)
Lineage: Eukaryota; Viridiplantae; Streptophyta; Magnoliopsida; Fabales; Fabaceae
Cellular component (GO): COPII-coated ER to Golgi transport vesicle; endoplasmic reticulum
Source: RefSeq, a predicted model, not a curated record